AUGGCCGGCGAGAAGCAGAUACGAUGCCUGUUCCUUAUACGGAAUAAGGCGAAGACGGUCGAGGAUCUAGAGGAGAUUAAGCGCCUUAAGGCUGCUUGUGAGGCUGGGGAUGCCGUUAACCCUAAGGAUGAGGGUCCUAUAGAUGUGGGUUCUCCUAGGGCUGGUUCUACUGCGCCUCCUAAGAUGUUAGAGCUGGUGGAUUUCGCGCGGAUGCCUGCCUUCUAG
Aplosporella prunicola CBS 121167 is the source of this 225-nucleotide messenger RNA. RefSeq lists its product as uncharacterized. The coding region runs from base 1 to 225 and encodes 74 amino acids. Lineage: Eukaryota; Fungi; Ascomycota; Dothideomycetes; Botryosphaeriales; Aplosporellaceae. The record is from RefSeq and is a predicted model, not a curated record. The transcript has 4 exons.